This is a messenger RNA of Sipha flava (yellow sugarcane aphid), 327 nucleotides long. RefSeq lists its product as uncharacterized. NCBI's taxonomy places the organism in Eukaryota, Metazoa, Arthropoda, Insecta, Hemiptera, Aphididae. The transcript is spliced from 2 exons. The coding region runs from base 129 to 311 and encodes 60 amino acids. The record is from RefSeq and is a predicted model, not a curated record.
GUUUUGUUUCUUACAGUCGCUUUUAGUCCUUUAAACACGUGGAUAAUGUUUUCGUUGUUUUCUUACGUAAUUUAAUUUUUUCAUCAAAACCGUAAGUCCAGGACCAUUAUUAUGAAUAUUUGAACAGCAUGAAAUUGAAUCACUUCCAGAAAGUCUUCAUUGGAUGGUCAUUAGUUAUUUCCACCGGGCUUUAUUCGUUUGUCCUAUCUAAGCGAUAUAUUGAUUCCAAACGUUUUGAUAGUAUGAAAGCUAGAGAACGCAUACGUCAAUCUAACAUUGGUGAAUAUACUCCUAGUUCUAGAAAAUUAUAAUAACAUUUUGGUAACA